Solanum stenotomum is the source of this 635-nucleotide messenger RNA. RefSeq names its product probable glutathione S-transferase. Bases 1 to 480 code for a protein of 159 amino acids. The transcript has 2 exons. Lineage: Eukaryota; Viridiplantae; Streptophyta; Magnoliopsida; Solanales; Solanaceae. Gene Ontology annotation, cellular component: cytoplasm. Gene Ontology annotation, molecular function: glutathione transferase activity. Gene Ontology annotation, biological process: glutathione metabolic process. The record is from RefSeq and is a predicted model, not a curated record.
AUGGCCAUUCUUGAGUACAUCGACGAGAUAUUUGAAGGCCCUUCCAUCUUGCCUAAAGACCCUCAUGACCAUGCUUUAGCUCGUUUUUGGGCUAAGUUCCUUGAUGACAAGGUGGCUGCGGUGGUAAAUGCAUUCUUACGCAAGGGAGAAGAGCAUGAGAAAGCUAAAGAGGAAAUUUGUGAGAUGUUGAAAAUUCUUGAUAAUGAGCUCAAGGACAAGAAGCUCUUUGUGGCUAACAAAUUUGGUUAUGCUGAUAUGGCUGCAAAUUUGGUGGGACUUUGGAUGGGAUUUUUCGAAGAAGCAUCUGGAGUUGUAUUAGCAACAAAUGAAAAAUUUCCAAAUUUUUGUGCUCGGAGAGAUGCGUAUAUUAAAUGCAGUCAAGUCAAGGAAUAUCUACCUUCAAGAAUUGGUGAGUUGCUUGCUUUUUAUCAAGAUCGUGUUCGCGUUCAAGCUCCAACUUCUGCUACUCCUCAAAAAUAAAUUAAUACUCAUAUAAGUUUUGGAUUAUGUAUUGGAAUAAGAUUGUGAUUUUAGUACGAAUCUCGUAGAUUUCAAUUAUGUAUAAUAAGUGUGCAAAUAAAGAAAAGAAUUAAAAUGUGUGUUUGUAUAAGAUUAAGAAAGUCCUAAUAAAAUUA